UGAACGAAACUGGAAGAACAACUCAGACAAAGAAAGAAAGUCCCAAGCUAGACAAGAAACCCUCUUUGUUUUGUCUGAUCACAUGACAUAUUUCAGUUCUUAAAUCUUCAGAAAUUUUUCCAUUCUUGUUUUGCUUUCUUUUGAUUUUCUAUCUUCAUCCCAAAACCAAUAAUUUUGGUUACUACGAACCAAACAUGAACAGAGAGAAAAUUCAUAUUUUGUUCUUCCCCUUCAUGGCUCAUGGUCACAUGAUUCCAGUUCUAGACAUGGCCAAGCUUUUCGCAAGCAGAGGAGCCAAAUCAACCCUCCUCACAACUCCAAUCAAUGCUAAGAUCUUGGAGAAACCUAUUGAAGCAUUCAAAGUUCAAAAUCCUGACUUCGAAAUCGGAAUCAAGAUCUUCAACUUCCCUUGUGUAGAGCUAGGAUUGCCUGAAGGAUGCGAGAACGGUGACUUCAUCAACUCAUACCAAAAAUCUGACUCAGGUGACUUGUUCGUGAAGUUUAUUCUCUCUACUAAGUAUAUGAAACAUCAGUUGGAGAAUUUCAUUGAAACAACCAAAUCAAGUGCUCUUGUGGCCGAUAUGUUCUUCCCUUGGGCGACAGAAUCUGCUGAGAAGUUCGGUGUGCCAAGACUUGUGUUCCACGGCACGUCAGUCUUUGCCUUGUGUUGUUCGUAUAACAUGAGGAUUCAUAAGCCUCACAAGAAAGUCGCUACGAGUUCUACUCCUUUUGUAAUCCCAGGUCUUCCAGGGGAGGAGAUAGUAAUGACAACAGACCAAGCCAAUGUUGUUUUUGACGAAGAAAGUCCAUUUGGAAAGUUUUGGAAAGAGGUCAGGGAAUCAGAGAUUAGUAGUUUUGGUGUUUUGGUGAAUAGCUUCUACGAGUUGGAAUCUGCUUAUGCUGAUUUUUACAGUAGUUCUGUGGUGAAAAGAGUUUGGCAUAUUGGUCCGCUUUCGCUAUCUAACAAAGAGUUUGCCGAGAAAGCCGGAAGAGGGAAAAAGGCAACCAUUGAUGAGGAAGAAUGCCUCAAAUGGCUCGACUCUAAGACACCUGGUUCAGUAGUUUACAUGUCCUUUGGCAGCCGAACUAGCUUCACCAACGAACAGCUGUUAGAGAUCGCUUCCGGUCUUGAAAGCUCUGGCCAAAACUUCAUCUGGGUGGUUAGGAAAAAUGAAAACCAAGGUGAAAAUGAAGAGUGGUUGCCUAAAGGGUUUGAGGAGCGGACUACAGGAAAAGGGUUGAUAAUACGCGGAUGGGCUCCCCAAGUGCUGAUACUUGACCACAUAGCAAUAGGAGGAUUUGUGACGCAUUGCGGAUGGAACUCGACUAUGGAGGGAAUUGCCGCGGGACUACCUAUGGUAACUUGGCCGAUGGGUGCGGAACAGUUUUACAACGAGAAGCAAUUGACAAAAGUUUUGAGAAUAGGAGUGAACGUGGGAGCUACCGAGUUGGUGAAAAAAGGAAAGCUGAUUAGUAGAGAGGAAGUGGAGAAAGCAGUGAGGGAAGUGAUAGUUGGAGAAGAGGCAGAAGAAAGGCGGAUAUGGGCUAAGAAGCUAGGCGAGAUGGCUAAAGCCGCUAUGGAGAAAGGAGGGUCUUCUUAUAAUAAUGUUAACAAGUUUAUGGAAGAGUUGAAUGGUCGAAAGUAAAAAAGACAGAACAUGUUUAAUGUUGCAUUGAUGUGAGAUUGUUUUCUUGACUUUGUGUAUCUUUUGAAGUUCCUGUAAUACAUGAGAACAUUAGCUUUAGCCACUGUUUGGUUAGAGAAAGUAUGUGGUGUGUUCUCAAUUACUUUUGAAGAGUUUAAUUGUACGUCACUUGUCUUCAAUGGUCUAAUGAUUUUUCUAAGCA
Molecule: messenger RNA, 1848 nt
Organism: Camelina sativa (false flax)
Lineage: Eukaryota; Viridiplantae; Streptophyta; Magnoliopsida; Brassicales; Brassicaceae
Product: UDP-glycosyltransferase 73B4
Molecular function (GO): UDP-glucosyltransferase activity
Source: RefSeq, a predicted model, not a curated record